Molecule: messenger RNA, 729 nt
Organism: Labrus bergylta (ballan wrasse)
Lineage: Eukaryota; Metazoa; Chordata; Actinopteri; Labriformes; Labridae
Product: C-reactive protein-like
Source: RefSeq, a predicted model, not a curated record
CCUCAAACAUUUGUCUUCUGUUUCCUAUAUUUUUUCUCAGGGAGUGUCACCAUCAAGACCGUGGUGUUCCCAGGUGAGUCGAGCAACACUUAUGUUGAGAUGGUCCCUCAGAAACCUCUGAACCUGAGGGCUUUCACUCUGUGCAUGCGUAUGGCCACGGAGCUCACUGGGAGGCGUGAAAUCAUCCUCUUUGCCUACCGGACCAGAGACUUCGAUGAGCUGAAUGUAUGGCGAGAGCUGGACGGCAGAUUGUCUUUCUACCUGAGCGGAGAAGCAGUUUUCUUCAAAGUCCCUGAGCUCGGGCCACUGGAGACCCACCUGUGCUUCACCUGGGAUUCCGGAUCAGGUGCGGCUACCCUCUUCAUGGACGGGAGGAGAAGUUCGACUAAAAUCUACAAGAAAGGUCACGCUGUGCGCAGCGGUGGAAAGGUUAUCCUCGGACAAGAUCCAGAUUCUUAUUUGGGUGAUUUUGAUGCCAAUCAGAGCUUUGUCGGGGAGAUCUGUGAUGUGAACAUGUGGGACUCUGUCCUCUCAGACAGCACGAUCCGAGACAUGUCCUCCAUGAAUAGAGUGCCCAGGGGAAAUGUCUUUGACUGGGAAAGUACAGAGCUUAAAGUUAAUGGGAAUCUGGAGGUUGUAAAUCGAGAGCUUUAGGCUCUGACUCUGAAUGCCUUAACGAGGGUAGUGUCAAGGAACAUGAUUUACUUUUCUCUGAAAUAAAAAACUUGA